This is a messenger RNA of Vicia villosa (hairy vetch), 1804 nucleotides long. RefSeq names its product (-)-germacrene D synthase-like. Bases 92 to 1741 code for a protein of 549 amino acids. Gene Ontology annotation, molecular function: terpene synthase activity; magnesium ion binding. NCBI's taxonomy places the organism in Eukaryota, Viridiplantae, Streptophyta, Magnoliopsida, Fabales, Fabaceae. The record is from RefSeq and is a predicted model, not a curated record. The transcript has 7 exons. Gene Ontology annotation, biological process: diterpenoid biosynthetic process.
UUGUAACACAUUAAUUCAUUAAAGUUCACUAUAGGCCUAUUCCAAUCCAAAAUAUAGAGAGUGAAAAGUCUGUUCAUUUCACCAUCUAAGUAUGUGUGCUUCGGCUUCUAAUCACAAUGCCAAAUCUGAAGUCCAUAGAAAUGUUGCUGAUUUUCAGCCUAGUGUUUGGGGAGAUUAUUUCCUUCGAUAUGCCUCCGAAUCUGAAUCUAUGGAACUUGAUCCAAAUAUUGUGGAACAAAUUGAAAUGCUAAAAAACGAUGUGAAGAGCAUGCUUGGUUUAAAUACUGAGAAUUCUUUGAAAAAAGUCUACUUGAUUGAUUCAAUAUGUCGUUUGGGUUUGGGAUAUCAUUUUGAACCUGAGAUUGAAGAUGUUUUGCAACAUAUUUACAAGAACUAUGUCAAGAAUGGAGAAAUAACUAUAUUUGAAGACAACAUUUACUCUCUUGCUGUGCUAUUUAGAUUAUUGAGGCAACAAGGAUUCAACGUUUUACCGAAUGUAUUCAACAAAUUCAAAGAUGAACAAGGAAAUUUUAGUGAAAGACUUAUAGAAAAUGUUGAGGGGAUGUUAAGCUUGUAUGAAGCCACACAUCUUAUGGUUCAUGGAGAGGAUGUUUUGGAAGAAGCUUUGGCUUUCACUAUCUCGCAUCUUGAGCCCAUUGCCAACCAACUGAACAAUUCUCAUGCAAAACAAGUUAAGCAUAGCUUAAGGCAUGCUCUCCAUAGAAACCUGCCUAGGCUUGAGGCAAGAAGUUACAUUUCCAUAUACGAGCAAGAUCCUUCUCAUAAUAAAAAUUUGCUAAUUUUGGCAAAAUUAGAUUUCAACACGCUUCAAAGACUACAUCAAAAAGAAAUUAGUAACAUUUGCAAAUGGUGGAAGGAGUUUGACUUAUCUAAUAAACUACCAUAUGUACGAGAUAGAAUAGUGGAAUGUUACUUUUGGGCUUUGGGGGUAUUCUUUGAGCCCCAAUAUUCUAAAGCAAGAGAAAUUAUGACAAAACAAAUCAUCAUAAUAAUGAUUAUUGAUGAUACAUAUGACGCAUAUGGAACAAUUGAUGAGUUACAACUGUUUACUAAGACAAUUGAAAAGUGGGAUAAUAGGUUUUCGGAUAAUCUUCCAGAGUAUCUGAAAUCUCUCUAUAAAAAGGUCUUAAAUAUUUACGACAGAAAAACAUAUGCCCUCAAAUACUAUGUAAAAGAAUUAAUAAGAUAUGUUCAAGCUCAUAUGACUGAGGCCAAAUGGUUAAGCAUUAAUUAUCAACCAACAUUAGAAGAGUACAUUCAUGUAUCAGCAGAAACAUCUAGUUGUUUACUACUGGUAACAACGUGUUACAUUGGUAUGGAAGACACAGCAACAGAGGACAUCUUUCAGUGGGUAUCAAAUCGGCCAAAAAUUAUCAAUGCAUCAAUUGUCAUUGGAAGGUUAUUGAAUGAUAUUGUGACAAAUGAGUUUGAACAAAAAAGACAACAUAUUUCUUCAUUUUUGGAAUGCUAUAUGAGACAAUAUAAUGUCUCUAAAGAAGUUGCCAUUCAAGAAGCCCGGAAGAGAAUUUCUAAUGCUUGGAAAGAUAUAAAUAAAGAAUUUUUUAGGCCAACUGAUAUUCCAAUGCCUUUUCUGAAGUGUAUCCUAAAUGCUUUACGCUUUCUUGAUGUGAUUUAUAAAGAUAGAGAUAUAUUCACACAUCCUGAAGGAGAAAUGAAAAUACUCAUUAAAGCUUUAUUGGUAGAUCCAGUGCCGAUUUAAAUUAAGUUUAGUCUUUCUAUUUAUUGUACUUCUGUUUAAAUAAAUAAAACAUGUAAUGUGUGA